AACAGGGGAGCAGAGAGAAUACAGAGGAAAACGCAAGGGAGAGAUCCAUGAAGAAGUCUUGGAAAUCUACACUGCUCCUGUCGUGCCUCUCCUGCUUAAUCUUCACGUCGCUUCACGUUCCGGCGUCUUCUCAGCGAUCUCCAGGGCGACGCAGAUCAAUCGUCGAGGGUCGGGCUCUCCUCAGCUUCAGGGAGACUCCAAAGGGUAGCAACAGCUCCUUCGAUUGCUCUCCUUCUGGGGCUUGCGUUCCCUGCCUUUAUUCCGAGAAGAAAGAUGAAAAAUACCACUGCAGUGAGACCGGCUAUCGUAUCCCUUUGAAAUGUGUAAAGAUAGGGAAUAGUAAGGUUGUUAAUGGCAAAACUCAAAAGGGCCGCCUGGUGAUGGAUACCUUUCAUAAGAAAGUAAAGGGACUUGAUAUGCUCCAUGAAGAUGCUGAGCCUACUAAGUCGAUGAGUGUCAGAGCUUUACUGGAUGACUCAUCCAAAUCAAAAGAUAGGCAGGGAGAAUACAUCACUUUCAGAAGCUGUAUACCACCUUUAAACGAGGAGAAGUUGUCAGUCAUUGGGUUUGAGGUCAUCCUAUUAUGUCUAUUACUCGCGAGUGGCUCAUUUAUCUACCUCAGGAAAAAACGGUCUGUCACUACAAUGCCAGGGGUUGCAGCAGUAAGGAUCGCAACGAAUUCUAGAUUUUAGGUCGCAUAGUUGGUGGCAUCUUGAGGCGUGUCUCAUAAAUAACUGACAUGUCAAAAAGUGCAUGCAAGUUGCUUGUGAUUUUUGCAUGCACUUGGAAUCGCUGAUGGCAGGUCUGUGCGUGAUCUGCGAAUGAUUCAACUGGAACAUAUUGCAAGCGGUCAUUCUUUCAGAUUUCGUCCAGUCUUUUGAGAAUGAGGAGACAGUAGGCUAGCCAAACAGAAUGAUAUAAUAGUGUUUUGGGGCAAUUUUACGUUUUCUCUCCAGUUUUCUGUAAGUUCUUCCAGCUUCAGUUUCUACGGUGUAAACCCUUGUAAAGAUGAGAAGUGCUCGAUUGCAUAUGCAUUUGUGGUUUGGACCUGGAAUACUACAAACCUGACUUGUUGAGAUGAAUUUUUUGCUGCCUAUUCUUUUUCA
This is a messenger RNA of Syzygium oleosum, 1106 nucleotides long. RefSeq lists its product as uncharacterized. Lineage: Eukaryota; Viridiplantae; Streptophyta; Magnoliopsida; Myrtales; Myrtaceae. The record is from RefSeq and is a predicted model, not a curated record. Bases 48 to 692 code for a protein of 214 amino acids. The transcript is spliced from 4 exons.